AUGCCUGAACAUGACCCUGCGGUAUUAUCCUAUUCGCAUCUGUCGGACUUCCCUCGCGCUGAUAAUGCCCUACACACCCUGAAAAAAGUGGCCUCCAUGGUGAAGCCAAUAAUGAGAGCACGAGGGUGGAAGGUCAAGCAACUCGUUGAGUUCUAUCCAGAGCAGCAAAAUCUUCUAGGCCUCAACGUCAAUAAAGGGCAGAAGGUAUGUCUGCGCCUGAGAUACCCCGGCGACCGCGACCAGUUCAUGCCAUUUGAAUCCGUCGUCGAUACGAUGCUCCACGAGCUCUGCCACAUCGUCCAUGGACCUCAUAACGAACAGUUCCACGCCCUGUGGGAUCAGCUGCGCCAGGAGCAGGAGGGCCUGAUCAUGAAGGGCUACUCAGGCGAAGGGUUCCUCUCCCAAGGCCAAAGGCUCGGGGGCAGUAGUGUGUCUCCUCUGGAGGCCCGCCGACUGGCUCGGCAACAGGCAGAGAAGCGCCGUGCCCAGGGUCAAGGAACCGGGUUCGGGAGACGGCUCGGGGGCAGUGGUGUAGUGCCAGCUCGUAACAUGAGGCAGGCCAUCGCAGCCGCUGCAGAGCGAAGAAAGAAGACCAUGGAGGGUUGCGGGACCCAGCGGCUGACGGAGAAGGAGAUCUACGACAUUGGCGACACUGCCACCAAGAAUGGGUUCCGCACACAGGCAGAGGAGGACGAGGCAAAUGAAGUGGCGAUUGCCCAAGCGUUGUGGGAGCUCGUUCAAGAGGACAAGGCCAAAGAUCAGGCAGGUCCAUCGAAUAACCGGUCGGUAGCCAGUCCAUCUGUGACCAAACAACCAACAACAGCCGAGGCUACCGAACCCAGUCAGCGCCAAAACAAAUCUUGGGGCGGGGGAUGGGUUUGCAAUAUCUGCACACUGUUUAAUCAGCCAGAGUUUCUGUGUUGUGAUGCGUGUGGGACAAAGCGUUCUACUGAUAACCACUCCGAUACUUCGGAAUCAUCAGCAUCCAGAGAAAAGAGAGCGAGAAGCCCGGAAGUCAUUGAUCUCACAGAAGAUAGCCCGCGGCCCAAGCCCAGCGCUGCCUCUGGGUCUACCAAAAGAGCAGUACCCGUGAGACAACAGAAGCCUCCAGAGCCAGCCGUUUCCCAGUUUUGGAUGUGCGGAUACUGCGGCCAAGUAAUGGAGCGCCAAUGGUGGACGUGCUCAAGUUGUGGGCAGAUGAAGGAGAGUUCGAAGUGA
Molecule: messenger RNA, 1218 nt
Organism: Clonostachys byssicola
Lineage: Eukaryota; Fungi; Ascomycota; Sordariomycetes; Hypocreales; Bionectriaceae
Source: the annotation of a GenBank genome assembly